Molecule: messenger RNA, 3480 nt
Organism: Solanum verrucosum
Lineage: Eukaryota; Viridiplantae; Streptophyta; Magnoliopsida; Solanales; Solanaceae
Product: pentatricopeptide repeat-containing protein At5g27270
Exons: 8
Coding region: 36-3233 (1065 amino acids)
Molecular function (GO): protein binding
Source: RefSeq, a predicted model, not a curated record
UCUUUAUUGCCCUCUCAAAAUUUCCAAAUCAAUCAAUGGAAGCUCUGCAAUCUUCAUUCCUCUGCUCAACUCCAUUAAAAUCUCCAUCUCACAAACCUACCAGAAAACCCAAACCGAAACCCACCACAGUCUCCUGCUCAGUCACACCAGACCCAUGGACACUCAGCGACGGCAACAGCAAGAACCUCAACAAACCAAAACCCAGAUCAAAACACCCCAAGAACCCACUUUCCGACGACAACGCUCGUCGCAUUAUCAAAGCUAAAGCUCAAUAUUUAAGCGCGUUGAGGCGGAACCAAGGCUCACAAGCUAUGACACCCAAAUGGAUUAAGCGAACCCCUGAGCAGAUGGUGCAGUACUUAGAAGACGAUAGAAAUGGGAAUUUGUACGGGAAGCAUGUGGUUGCGGCUAUUAAGAGAGUAAGAAGUCUUUCGGUCAAAGCUGAAGGGUCAUAUGAUAUGAGGGAAGUGAUGGGUUCUUUUGUUACGAAGCUUACUUUUAGAGAGAUGUGUGUUGUGCUCAAAGAACAAAGGGGUUGGCGACAAGUCAGAGAUUUUUUCGCUUGGAUGAAAUUACAGUUAAGCUACCGGCCAAGUGUCAUUGUCUAUACGAUUAUUCUCCGUACAUAUGGCCAAGUUGGGAAAAUCAAGCUAGCUGAGCAGACCUUUCUGGAAAUGCUUGAAGUGGGGUGUGAACCUGAUGAAGUUGCUUGUGGUACCAUGUUGUGCGCUUAUGCUCGGUGGGGACGUCACAAAGCUAUGAUGUCCUUCUUUUCUGCUGUUCAGGAAAGGGGAAUUACACCUUCAACUGCAGUCUUUAAUUUCAUGCUGUCAUCUUUACAGAAAAGAUCACUUCAUGAAAGUGUUAUAAGUAUAUGGAAACAGAUGACUGAAAAAGGGGUUGAGCUGAAUCAUUUUACUUUUACAGUCGUUAUCUGCUCACUUGUCAAAGAAGGUCAUGCUGAAGUAGCUUUUAAGACUUUAAAUCAGAUGAAGAGUUUGAAGUUCAUUCCGGAGGAGGCAACUUAUAGCAUUCUCAUCAGUCUGAUUUCAAAAAGUGGUAACUAUGAUGAUGCUUUCAGGCUUUAUGAAGAUAUGAGAUCACAAGGGAUAAUCCCGAGCAACUUUACAUGUGCUUCACUUUUGACAAUGUAUUACAGAAAGGAGGAUUAUCCCAAAGCACUUGCUCUCUUUGAGGAGAUGGAAAGGUAUGGUAUCAAAAUAGAUGAAGUCAUAUAUGGCUUGCUUAUCAGAAUAUAUGGCAAGCUUGGUCUCUAUGAAGAUGCUCAAAAAACUUUUGAAGACGUUAAGAAGUUGGGUGUGAUUAGUAAUGAGAAAACCUAUACAACAAUGGCUCAAGUCCAUCUAAAUGCUGGAAACAUUGAGGACGCACUGAAUAUAAUGGAUGAAAUGAAGUCAAAAAACAUAUCAUUUUCAAAUUUCUGUUAUGGUAUCUUAUUGAGGUGCUAUAUUAUGAAGGAAGACUUGGCAUCUGCCGAAGCUGUGUUUCAGGCUCUCUCUAAGAUGCAAAUUCCUGAGUGUGGUUUUUGCAAAGACAUGCUCAAUUUGUACAUGAGACUCGGUUUAACUGAGAAAGCAAAAGAUUUCAUUUUCCAGAUAAGGAAAAUUCAAGUCGAAUUUGAUGAGGAGCUUCUCAAGACAGUCAUGAAAGUUUUUUGCAUUGAAGGAAUGGUCAGAGAUGCAGUGCAGUUGAUACGAGAGUUCAGUGCAAGCAAGACAUUUGAAGAUUCUGUAUUUACACAGACUUUUUCUGUGGCCAUCCAUGGAAAUGAUAGAUUUUCUGCAACCGACAUUGCUUCCAAGCCCUUGGACCAACCAGGUGCUAUGGCUUUUGAGCUGGCCCUUAUCCUCUAUAUAGCAGAUGGAAAUACAUUGAAGGCAGAAGAAACACUAAAUUUGUUGCUUAAGACUGCAAAUGGCCUGUCUGUUGCUAGUCAGCUUAUCAGGAAAUUCACCAAAGAAGGUGACAUUUCAAAGGCAGAAGACCUUUAUAAGCUGUUAAUGAAGCUGGGUAGAAAACCAGAGGAUGUUGCAAGUGCAUCCUUGAUCAAUUUUUAUGGGAAGCAGAAGAAUUUGAAGGAAGCGCUUAAUGUCUUUGCAUCAGUUGCGAACUCCUCCAGUACUGGAAGUCUUAUAUACAAUUCUAUAAUUGAUUCAUAUAAUAGAUGUGACAAACAAGAGGAAGCUUACACGUUUUACAGGGAAGAGAUGAAGAAAGGGCAUGUUUUAGGUCCAGUUGCUAUUAGCAUGCUGGUGAAUGGUUUAAGUAAUUGCGGGAGAUAUACUGAAGCGGAGGCCAUUAUUCACAAUUCUUUGCGUGCUAAUUUAGAGCUUGAUACUGUGGCUUAUAAUACAUUUAUCAAGGCAAUGCUGCAAGCAGGUAAAUUGCGGCUUGCAUCCAGAGUUUAUGAGCACAUGCUCUCCUCAGGUGUUCCUCCAUCAAUUCAAACAUACAACACUAUGAUUAGUGUAUAUGGACGAGGAAGAAACCUAGAUAAAGCUGUGAAGGCUUUUGAUAUUGCUCAGAAGAUGGGCAUUUCUUUGGAUGAGAAGGCUUAUACCAACUUGAUAUGUUAUUAUGGAAAGGCUGGGAAAUAUGAUGAAGCAUCUAAUCUAUUUGUCAGAAUGCAGGAAGCAGGGAUAAAACCUGGACAGGUGAGCUGCAAUGUUAUGAUCAAUGUAUAUGCGGCUGCUGGACUUUAUCAAGAAGCUGAAGUCCUCAUGCAUAGCAUGCGGAGCAGUGGUUACAAACCUGACUCCCUAACCUAUCUUGCACUGAUUAGAGCAUAUACAAGGGUGGGAGAGUGCUCAGAGGCUGAAAAGGCCAUUGAUUCUAUGCAGAAAGAAGGAAUUUCCCCUUCUUGUGCUCAUUUUAACGUGUUGCUAUCAGGUUUUGCAAAAGGGGGGCUAAUUAGAGAAGUAGAAAGGAUUUAUAAUAAUCUCAUGAAUGCUGAACUACAACCUGACCUAGAGUCUCAUAGUCUUAUGCUUAGAUGUUACAUGGACUAUGGUCAUGUGGAGGAAGGCAUUUCCUUCUUUGAACGAAUCUCCAAGUCUGUAAAACCUGACCGGUUUAUAAUGAGUGCAGCUGUGCAUUUGUACAGGUCAGCAGGCUUAGUACUCAAAGCAGAAGGGGUGUUGAGGUCUAUGAACAGUUUCGGGAUUCCCUUCUUGGAGAAACUUGAAGUUGGAUCAAAAUUGAAAGCUGACUGAUUCAUCAGCAUUACUGGACCGUUUAAUGAACUUCUUGUGGGAUGAGACUGAAUGCCAAACUACAAUUACGUCAUAUCAAGUAUGCAAUUGUGCUUAGACUAGCGUGGAUGCCAAGGUCAUACCAGCAAGGCUGGAGCUUAAGCUAAUAUUAUGUGAAGGAGUUGAUCAGUUGAACUAACAUGCAACAUUGAGUUUGGUUAUGUCUGUCACACUGCUCAAGGCAGUAUCUGAGUAUCGAUGUGUUGAU